UUCGCGCAAGCCUAGCAGAGGCAGAGAGCUUCUCAUUGUAUUUGAGUGUUGCAGAUGUUUCGACAUUGCCACCUGGGUGGACUACAUGUGCCCACUUUAGAUUGACCAUGGUUAAUCAACUUGACACCAAGAAGUCAAUAGCAAAGCCUGCAAAGGGCACUGUUCGACUAGUGUUCAAAAAGGGCUCAAGUGAGUGGGGCUUCAGAUCAUUUAUGCCUUGUAGUGAGCUUUAUGAUUGCAGCGCAGGUUAUCUUGUGAAUGAUAUAUGUAUUGUUGAAGCCAAGGUUCAUAUCCCAAUUAAGAGUCAAGACCAUGGACCUGGCGUUUCUGCAACUAUCAGGUCCUCAAUUAAGAAAGAACAGAAAUGGUUGGAGCCUUCAAAUGUGAAUUCUGUGCAAGUCCCAGACUCUUUAGUUGCACCUAAGACACCUUGUUCUGAACUGGUGCCUGCUUUGCAAGAUACGCCAGGUUCUGGAAAAGCUUUUAUUGUUAACCCUACUAAUAAUAGCCCUUUUGAACCUUCUCUAAACAAGGUACCUAUGGAAGUCCCCACCGACCUAUCAGCCUAACAUGUGGAUUUUAAGGGUUUUGGACGGAUAGGGAAAGUUUUUCUUCCACUA
Messenger RNA from Prunus persica (peach), 620 nucleotides. RefSeq lists its product as uncharacterized. NCBI's taxonomy places the organism in Eukaryota, Viridiplantae, Streptophyta, Magnoliopsida, Rosales, Rosaceae. Bases 108 to 569 code for a protein of 153 amino acids. Gene Ontology annotation, molecular function: protein binding. The record is from RefSeq and is a predicted model, not a curated record. The transcript has 2 exons.